Molecule: messenger RNA, 405 nt
Organism: Vairimorpha ceranae
Lineage: Eukaryota; Fungi; Microsporidia; Nosematidae
Product: d-tyrosyl-trna deacylase
Exons: 1
Coding region: 1-405 (134 amino acids)
Biological process (GO): tRNA metabolic process
Cellular component (GO): cytoplasm
Molecular function (GO): D-tyrosyl-tRNA(Tyr) deacylase activity
Source: RefSeq, a predicted model, not a curated record
AUGCGAAUAGUUAUACAAAAAGUAACAAACGGAAAGGUUUUAUUUAAAGACGAGAUAAUAAGAGAGAUUAACGAUGGUCACAUAUUUUAUGUAGGGAUAGCGGCCGAAGAUACAGAAGAAAAAUUGGAAGAAUAUAAAAAAUGGAUUAUUAAAUUUAUUGAAGACACUAAGCAAGACGCGCUUUUACUUUCACAAUUCACGCUUUUUGCGCAAUUUAAUGGAAAAAAACCUUCAUUUCACAAUGCAAAGAAUAAUAAUGAAGCACGUAAAAUGUUUGAAAAGUUGGUAGAUGAAGUUAAGAAAAAUAUCAAAACAAAAGUAGAAAGUGGACUUUUUGGUGAAUGUUUAGAUAUAAUUUAUUCCUCUGAAGCUGUAGAAACUAUUUACAAAGAUUUUAAUAAAUAA